AAUUAAAUAAUCGAUCCUUCCUCACUUAAUACAAUAAAUACACUCUGUUCUCUAUUCGGUGCCCAUCCACUCUCUCUAUAUCUCUUUUCACUUUCUCUGUCUAGAUCUUUUCUCCUGUUCUAUCAUGGCGACUAGUUUUGCUCCUGUGUCAAUCUCAGGUGGUUCUCAAUUGAAGGCGGAUGAACUUUGGUCCUCAAAGUCCAACUCAUUUGCAAAAAAAUCAAAACUGGCAGUUCAAAGGAAGUCAAACCAGGUGGGAAAUCGCAAGUUGUCUGUUCGUGCAGAAUACAAGUAUGUUGUUCUGGUCUCUUUUCUCUAUAAUGGACAUCCGAAUAAAUUAUAUGAGAAAAGCAUUGAAAACCAUGGAAACUUAGAUACAAGUGAUGGUAGUAGGGGUGGUGGCAGUGAUUUUGUUGCUGGUUUUCUUUUAGGAGGCGCCAUAUUUGGAACUUUAGCUUAUAUUUUUGCUCCUCAGAUUAGAAGAUCCCUGCUAAAUGAAGAUGAAUAUGGGUUUCGGAGGGCCAAGCGACCAAUAUACUAUGAUGAAGGUUUAGAGAAGACUAGGCAGACCUUGAAUGCAAAAAUAAGCCAACUGAAUUCUGCUAUUGACAAUGUAUCUUCACGCUUGAGAGGUGGCAAUAAUUCACCUACGGUGCCUGUUGAAACUGAUCCCGAGGUAGAAGCUACCAUGUGAGAUUAGUUUAUGUUUCUUCAUUGUAGUCUGAGACUUCAUACCGUUUGAAAAACAGAUAUGCAACUGUGUCACCACUGUGCUUAUGGCAGGUUUAGCUUUUUAAUGUUUAAAUCAGAAUACAAGUGUUAUGGUUAACAUUAUUGCAGCAUACAACGCUGGCCUUUUUCAUGUAGACUCGAGAAUUUGGGGGUUUGUAGUGGAAAUAGUAGCUUCCAACGGCUGUUUUCUCUC
Messenger RNA from Hevea brasiliensis (rubber tree), 925 nucleotides. RefSeq lists its product as uncharacterized. Gene Ontology annotation, cellular component: chloroplast inner membrane; chloroplast thylakoid membrane. NCBI's taxonomy places the organism in Eukaryota, Viridiplantae, Streptophyta, Magnoliopsida, Malpighiales, Euphorbiaceae. The transcript is spliced from 5 exons. The record is from RefSeq and is a predicted model, not a curated record. Bases 125 to 694 code for a protein of 189 amino acids.